Molecule: messenger RNA, 567 nt
Organism: Neltuma alba
Lineage: Eukaryota; Viridiplantae; Streptophyta; Magnoliopsida; Fabales; Fabaceae
Product: ethylene-responsive transcription factor ERF019-like
Exons: 1
Coding region: 1-558 (185 amino acids)
Biological process (GO): regulation of DNA-templated transcription
Molecular function (GO): DNA binding; DNA-binding transcription factor activity
Source: RefSeq, a predicted model, not a curated record
AUGAGUUGCAGCUCCGGCGACAACAAUGGAAGCAGCUUCACAAGCAGGGAGAGUGCCGUCAAGUACAAGGGAGUCCGGCGAAGGAAGUGGGGCAAGUGGGUGUCGGAGAUUCGAGUUCCGGGGUCACAAGAGCGGCUGUGGUUGGGCACGUAUACUUCGCCGGAGGCGGCAGCGGUGGCUCACGACGUGGCUUUCUACUGCCUGAAGAGACCGGCGUCGUUGGAGAAGCUUAACCUACCGGAGAUGUUGCCUUCUUGUUAUGUCCAGCAGCAACGAGAAAUGUCGCCGAGGUCGGUGCAGGCUGCGGCGUCAAAUGCCGGCAUGGCAGUUGAUGCGCAGAGGAUUGUGGAAGCAGAAGAGAGGAACGAGAAAACUGAUGAGCACAGAGAAAACAGAGACAUGAAUGAUGGGUUUUGGUGGGACUGGAAUGGUGACGGGGGCGGCGGCAGUGGCGGUGCUGACGGCCAUUUAGGGCAAGGAAUCGCCGGCGGUUAUUCUCAAGGAGAAACAUCGAGCAUUUCCGUUGAUGAUUAUCUUCUCGAUCUUCAACAUUCUUAGAAAUUCGGA